Molecule: messenger RNA, 1381 nt
Organism: Plasmodium vivax (malaria parasite P. vivax)
Lineage: Eukaryota; Apicomplexa; Aconoidasida; Haemosporida; Plasmodiidae
Exons: 6
Coding region: 311-1237 (308 amino acids)
Source: RefSeq, a predicted model, not a curated record
UAACACUUCGCUGCCCCGCUAACCGGAAUUGAAGUCUCUAGUCACAUGUCCACACGUUUGUCGUCACGAUAGGAAAGUAAAGAGGAAAGCACAGAGGUAUCCACCCUUUGUCGCUACCGCUUCUUCCUGUUCGUGUGCAGGCUCGGCAAAAAGCAAGUCACCCAGAAGCCAGAGUUCACUUCGCCGAGAAGGCAGAGUUUACUUCGCUCAGGGCAUAUAUAAGGGGGAAGCAAGCCCAAGCCAGUCUGACGCCUCCCAACACCGCCUAACUCCGCCCAACUCCGCCCAACACGGCCAACUUCUACACACAAUGAAGACGAAGGCGAAGAAGAAGGAAAUCCUGGAGAAGAAAAAAAAGGAAAACAAAAAGUUCCUACGGUUUGUAAAGACGAACCAGAAAUAUGAGAAAUUCCAAAAAGCAAUUUUAAAUGGAAAGGGACCCAAACUAAAGCACAACAAUAAAAAGGCAACACAGAAAAUUAAAAUAAAGAGCAAAGAAAGUGUGCCCAUCCAUGUGAAAUCAUUUGAUAAUAUCAUUGAGCCCAACACCUUCUCCAAAGCAUAUGACUUUAUAUUUGACAAAGUAGUCAACGAUCACGUGAAAAAUCUCCUAUACGACACGCACAUGUUGUAUUGCAAUUUGGAUUUAUCUACCAGCUACAACAUAGGGAAGGCCUAUAAUUUCCCUAUCAACCUAAUUCACUCCUACUACAUGGACGUGAUCAUCCUAGUCAGCGAUGAGAGCGAGAAGUGGAGAAACAUGGUUAUAGAGAAUAAAAUCAAGAGGGUAAAGAAGGUCAUUACGUAUGACAAAUUUGAAGGCGUCUACUACAAAGACGACAUGCUGAACGAGCAGAUAAGCAAAUACGACCUCUUCAUUUUCGAUGCCACCAUACGGACCAAGAAGUACGCGCACAUCAUUUCCAGGAUUAAGAAAAACAACAAAACGUUCACAACGUUGCAGUUAGACGAAGACACAUUUGUGGACAGCAUAGACAAAGUUAUUAGGAGGACCUACACCGACCUGAACAAAGGAUCAACACACUCUGUCCCCAUCGGGUACCUUAGCCUAGGAAAGGAUAAGCUCUUUGACAACAUACGGGAGGCGACCAAAGGAAUGCUCCAGUUUUACGAGCAGAAAAAAAUGUCAGUAGUGUCCAUCAACUUAAGGUAUGUAAACAUGACCAUCCCCGUGUACAUACACGUCUUAAAGGAUGGUGUCGCAUCGGACUACUAAUCAUUUGAGGGGCUCCCGUCAGAGAAGGGGGAAGGCUCGAAGGAAAACGGGGAAGUCUGGAAGCAAAAAGGGGAAGCACCCCACCAGCAGGGUUAAUUAUGAACACGCACACUUAGAGGGAGUUCUUGCAGAUGAAACAGAGGG